This is a messenger RNA of Cynocephalus volans (Philippine flying lemur), 1557 nucleotides long. RefSeq names its product katanin catalytic subunit A1 like 2 (gene KATNAL2). The record is from RefSeq and is a predicted model, not a curated record. Lineage: Eukaryota; Metazoa; Chordata; Mammalia; Dermoptera; Cynocephalidae. The coding region runs from base 1 to 1557 and encodes 518 amino acids. Gene Ontology annotation, molecular function: ATP binding; protein binding; ATP hydrolysis activity. The transcript has 15 exons.
AUGAGGACAGAAGCACGACGAAAAAAUCUUCUCAUUUUAAUUUUGCAUUAUUUAACGCAAGAAGGGUAUAUUGAUACAGCCAACACUCUGGAGCAAGAAACUAAACUGGGGUUACGACGCUUUGAAGUUUGUGACAACAUUGAUCUUGAAACUAUUUUGAUGGAAUAUGAGAGCUAUUACUUUGUAAAAUUUCAAAAAUACCCCAAAAUUGUCAAAAAGGCAUCAGACACAGGAGAAAAUAAUUUACCACAAAGAAGUGGAGGGAAGAACAGAAGGGUGACUGGCGACAGUUGUCAAAAUCUUCCCAAGAUCAGUCAGCAGAGGUCACGGUCCAAAACCACAGCAGCAAAGACAGGGGACACCAAAUCUCUCAAUACGGAGCUUCCUAAACAGGAGGUUGUCAACCCUCGCAUGGAGAGUGCUGACUUUGGCUUAAAUAUAUCAAGAAUCAACAAAGACAAUGGAGAGGAAAACACCCACCUACGUAGAGGCCAAACUAUUGACUUCCGAGGGCUGCUCACAGAUGCUGUCAAAGGAGAAACGGGUGAACCUACCUUGAACACCUUUGACUGUAACCCAGACCCCUCGGAACGAUUGCUGAAACCUCUGAGUGCAUUUAUUGGCAUGAACAGUGAGAUGCGAGAAUUGGCAGCCGUGGUGAGCCGGGACAUUUAUCUCCAUAAUCCAAACAUAAAGUGGAAUGACAUUAUUGGACUCGAUGCAGCCAAGCAGUUAGUCAAAGAAGCUGUUGUGUAUCCUAUAAGGUAUCCACAGCUCUUUACGGGAAUUCUUUCUCCCUGGAAAGGACUACUGCUUUAUGGCCCUCCAGGUACAGGAAAGACUUUACUGGCCAAAGCUGUGGCCACUGAAUGCAAAACAACCUUCUUUAACAUUUCCGCAUCCACCAUUGUCAGCAAAUGGAGAGGGGAUUCAGAAAAACUUGUUCGGGUGUUAUUUGAACUUGCCCGCUAUCAUGCCCCCUCCACGAUCUUCCUGGACGAGCUGGAGUCAGUGAUGAGUCAGAGAGGCACGGCUCCUGGGGGAGAACAUGAAGGAAGCCUUCGGAUGAAGACAGAGUUACUGAUGCAGAUGGAUGGGCUGGCUUGCUCAGAAGAUCUUGUGUUUGUCUUAGCAGCUUCUAACUUGCCAUGGGAGCUGGACUGUGCCAUGUUACGCCGCCUGGAGAAGAGGAUCCUGGUUGAUCUUCCCAACCUGGAAGCCAGGCAGGCCAUGAUCCACCACUGGCUGCCCCCUGUGUGCAAAAGCAGAGCCCUGGAGCUGUGCACGGAGCUGGAGUACAGUGUGUUGAGCCAGGAGACUGAGGGCUACUCAGGCUCAGACAUUAAGCUCGUCUGCAGGGAAGCAGCCAUGCGGCCUGUGAGGAAGAUCUUCAAUGCUCUUGAACAUCACCAGUCAGAUAGCAGCAAUUUACCUGAGAUUCAGUUGGAUACAGUGACCACUGCUGACUUUUUGGAUGUGCUAGCUCAUACCAAACCUUCAGCAAAGAAUCUGACUCAGAAAUACUCAGCCUGGCAAAGAGAGUUCGAAUCUGUUUGA